Messenger RNA from Macadamia integrifolia, 3238 nucleotides. RefSeq names its product VIN3-like protein 1. Gene Ontology annotation, biological process: epigenetic regulation of gene expression; vernalization response. The record is from RefSeq and is a predicted model, not a curated record. Gene Ontology annotation, molecular function: protein binding. NCBI's taxonomy places the organism in Eukaryota, Viridiplantae, Streptophyta, Magnoliopsida, Proteales, Proteaceae. Bases 434 to 2719 code for a protein of 761 amino acids. The transcript is spliced from 5 exons.
AGAGAGAGAGGCCUAAGGUAGGGAAGGAAAAAAAAAUAAAAAAUAAAAAAAUAAAAUUAAUACCCUAGAGUCACGCAAACGACUCUGCCUUUCCCCAUGCGCCUCAACUACCCCAGGUCCCCUGCAGCAGAGUUGGUCACGUCUGCCUCCUCUUCAUCCUUAACCUCUCUCUCUCUCUCUCUCUAUCUCUCUCUACAUCCUUUCUCACCUUCUCUGCUACCACCCAUUUAUGCCUUCCUUUUCUAUUAAUUUCUGUACCGGUAUUUGUAAUUUGUUGUUUGAUGUUCGGCAUCCAUAAGCAGUAGGGGGAGAGAGGGAGAUAAGGGGGUUGGGGGUGGGAAUUCUUAUAUUUAAUGGAAAAAAAAAAUAGAGGAAAGGUGUAGCAGCUGAAUGACACCCAGAAGAAGAGACCCUUUUGUUUUCUCACUUUUUGAUGAUAUGUUUCCUUCUCUUAGGGUUUGCUCGAAUAAAGCCUAUCGUAUUCUUCAGAGAUUUUGACUUGAAUUCUUUGCCAAACGCUGAAGGAAUGGGUUCGGAAGAUAAAGCUCAUGGUAAAGUUUUUGGUGUACAGAGCUUAUCUUCGAGUGCUCAGAGUACACCAGAGAAAAAUGAACAUUCUGAUGCUGUCCCUAGAGGUCAGGAGCUGCUCCAAGAAUAUCUCAAGUCUGGUCCAAAGAAAGAAUUGCUUCGAACAUGCUUUGAUAAGGAAAAGAAACAUUCUGCCUCAUCAAAAUAUAGAAUGAGUGAAAAUGUCAGGACAAAUAACAAAGGAUGUAAGAACCAGGAGUCAAGAAAAACUUCUUCCAAUCACUCUACGUUAACCAACCAUGAGGCUCCUACAUCUAAGAAGCAACCAAGGAAGGGCGAAAAUCCUGUUCGACUUCUGCCAACUACAGAGUCGUCUCUGGAAUUUGAGUUUUCAGGCACUUGGGUUUGUAAAAAUUCUGCAUGUAGAGCUGUCCUAACAUCGGAAGACACAUUUUGCAAGAGGUGUUCGUGCUGCAUCUGUCAUCUGUUUGAUGACAAUAAGGACCCUAGCCUUUGGUUGGUCUGCACAUCUGAGUCUGGCGGGAGAGACUCCUGUGGGUCAUCUUGCCACAUUGAGUGUGCACUUUUACGGCAGAAGGUGGGGGUUGUCAAUCUUGGGCCAAUGAUGCAGUUGGAUGGAAGUUAUUGUUGUCCUUCUUGUGGCAAAGUCUCGGGGAUACUUGGAUACUGGAAGAAGCAGUUGGUGAUGGCAAAAGAUGCUCGACGUGUAGAUGUUUUGUGCCAUAGGAUAUCCCUGAGUCAUAGGCUCCUGGAUGGGACUCGCAGGUUUAAAGAACUCCAUGAUAUCGUAGAAGAAGCUAAAGCAAAGUUAGAAACAGAGGUUGGUUCGUUAAGUGGAGUUUCAGCCAUGAUGGGUCGGGGCAUUGUCAGCAGGCUGUCAAUUGCUGGGGAUGUGCAGAAAUUAUGCUCUGUUGCAAUUGAGAAAGCAGAUGCAUGUUUAAAUGCUGUUUCUGGUGCCAACCGACAUCACAGAGAGGAUUCACUUCCUGCUGCUUGCAGGUUCGAAUUUCAAGAAGUGACAUCCGAGUCUCUCAUAAUUGUACUGAAAGAAACAUCCUCUGCAUCUGCUGAUAAUAUUAAAGGCUACAAGCUUUGGUAUUGCAAGAGCAGAGGAGAGUCAUACACCAAAGAACCAGUUACUGUCUUUCCAAGAGAUCAGAGAAAAAUUACAAUAUCAAACUUGCAGCCCUGUACAGAGUACACAUUUCGAAUAAUCUCAUAUACAGACUCGGGUGAUUUGGGUCACUCUGAGGCAAAGUGUUUUACCAAGAGCGUGGAGGUAAUACACAAGAAUUCUACUCCAGCACUAGCUAUGGAUCAUAAGAAUGAGAAUUCUCAUGUUGAAGGAAGUUCUUCUAGUGCCAAGGGGGAGCCAGUGAUGACCUCUGCAGUUGGAUCAUCUGGUUUCAAGGUCCGAGAUCUUGGAAAGGUCUUGCGUCUUGCUUGGGCACAAGAACAUGGUUGCUUUGAUAGCUUUUGUAGUGCUAAUCUGGAAGAAUGUUGUGGCAGAAACAGUGUGGAAAAACCUGAAGAUGUGGAAGAAGAGCAACCUCGAAAUGUUACACGUGAACUUGAUUUAAAUGUUGUCUCGGUGCCUGAUCUGAAUGCUGAGGUAACUCCACCAUUAGAGUCUUCAAGAGAUGAUGAUAUUGGAUGCACUUCAGAACGGGUUGUUGAGGCUGAGGAUGAUGUUGCUUAUCAUGGGAUGGAGAAGAAUGGUCUAUCAAGGUCAAACGGGAGUGGUGAUUCUCAGACGUGGACUGUUAGGCCAGUAAGAGAAGUACCUGCUGUAGAGUCCAGAAUGGAGUUGUGUAGAAAACGGACAUCAAGCGGAAAUGAAGAUACAUUUGAUUGUGAUAGCACUCUGAUUAAUGGAUCACCAUUCCGACUCUCUAGUGUGGCCAGUCAGUUUGAUGAAACCUUUGAGUACUGUGUGAAGAUCAUUCGAUGGCUGGAAUGUAGGGGUCACAUUGAACAGGAAUUCCGAAUGAAAUUCCUGACAUGGUUCAGCUUGAGAUCAACUCAUCAGGAGCGUAGAGUGGUACACACCUUUAUCCGGACUCUGAUUGAUGACCCGAGCAGUUUGGCGGGCCAGUUGGUUGACUCCUUUCUAGAAAUCAUAUCCAGCAAGAGACCCCGGAAUGGUUUUUGUAGUAAGCUUUGGCACUGAAUCAGCAGUGGAAUUGAAGAUUACUUUGGUACUUAAGUUAUAUUUCUGAUUACUUUUGCUAUUCACAUUUUACAGGCAAUUCAUGAUCAUCUUAGGAAGUGAUUCUUUUCUGUUGGGGGUCAAUCCUCCAAUCUAAGAUCCUGUGGAGAAGGUUUUUGAUUCUUAUUCAAUGGGGAACCAGAGAUAUCUUGUAAAAGAUGCUCUGUUGUUUGAACUUAGUUUCCCUGGCUUCUCUAUUGACAAUUUGGAGAAGUGAAAUUGUUUCAAUGUGGAUUUUUGGGCUAUUGUAACUUGUAUUCAUAGAUAGCUAGAUUGGAAAUUAUUUCAGUGUAUGGUCAUCAUGGAUGAUGCCAGGCUGCAAUAGUAUUAAUUAUCGAAUGCACUAUUGGGGCAUCAAAUGUAUUUGAUGUAUUUGAUUUUAUUAUGUCAAAUGAUCACUCCUUGUAACUCUAGUAAGAUUUUGGAUAUUUAGCAACUUAAAGCUUUUUUGACUGGCGUGAAAAAGCUAGUUUUUCCUUA